This is a messenger RNA of Nothobranchius furzeri (turquoise killifish), 3574 nucleotides long. Its product is annotated as Scm polycomb group protein like 2. NCBI's taxonomy places the organism in Eukaryota, Metazoa, Chordata, Actinopteri, Cyprinodontiformes, Nothobranchiidae. The record is from RefSeq and is a predicted model, not a curated record. Gene Ontology annotation, cellular component: nucleus. Gene Ontology annotation, molecular function: chromatin binding; histone binding. Gene Ontology annotation, biological process: negative regulation of DNA-templated transcription.
ACACAACUAUCUUCGGCAUAAAUUACGUGCGUGUAAGCAUACACUACAUUCGUGAAAAAUGGCAGCUGACGAAUAAAAAAGUGGAUCUUCAGUCGAAAAAGGACGUCACUUGGUAACACUGGCAGACACCAACUGGGUGAACGUCCUGCACCCUGUUCAGAAAAGCAUCAUCACUGCUAAUCUGUCACCAUGGGGAAAACUCCUGUAAAAGAUCAGAAAGAUGGCAGAAAGGAGAAAGCAGGAAAAGUGGUUCCACCACCAGGUUCCACCCCUGCUCCACUCAAAGAUGCUUUCAGCUGGGAAGAAUAUCUGAAGGAAACGUCUUCCACUCCAGCUCCACCUGGUUGUUUUCGACAGGCCAGAGUCCCCCCCUCCAACGACUUCAAGGUAGGAAUGAAGCUUGAAGCGCACGACCCACGUAACUCCACCUCGGUUUGCAUCGCCACGGUGAUGGGUUUAACUGGAGUCCGCCUGCGUCUCCGUCUGGAUGGAAGUGACAACAGCAACGACUUCUGGCGGCUGGUUGACUCCUCUGAUAUCCAGCCCAUCGGCACGUGUGAAAAAACUGGAGACAUGCUGCAGCCACCACUGGGUUUCCGAAUGAAUGCCUCCUCUUGGCCCAUGUUUCUCCUGAGAACCUUAAACGGAGCAGAGAUGGCACCAGUGACAGCCUUCAAAAAGGAGCCUCUAAGGCCCCCCCAGAACAGUUUCAAGCCAGGCAUGAAGCUUGAGGCGGUGGAUAAGAAGAACCCAUACCUCAUCUGUCCCGCCACCAUCGGGGAAGUGAGGGGGGAGGAGGUGUUUAUCAUGUUCGACGGCUGGCGGGGAGCCUUUGAUUACUGGUGCAAGUAUGACUCCCGGGACAUCUUCCCAGUGGGCUGGUGUACUCUCACUAAACACAGCCUCCAGCCUCCGGGCAACAGCGUAACUCUCCCAAAGAGCCUACAGAUUCUCCCGUCGUCACCCUCCAAACCCAGCAGGCGCUCCAUGCAGUCACCCUACAGACUGCUCACCCCUCUGCCCCCUCUGCCCGUCAGGAAGGGGGUGAGAGGUCGCCGGCCCAAGAGUGAGACCCUCGCUCUACUCAAAGCGGUGGCAGAGGCAGCAGCUGCUCACAACGGAUCGGUCCCGGAGGACACUCAGCUUGUGCCCCGGGUCCACAAGAAGAGAGGACCCAAACCCGGAAGCAAGAGAAAGUCAAAAAUUCUGCAAAGCCCAACACACCUGCCCAGCAUCCAGGUCCCACAGGAAAGCCCCCCCAGCCACAACUCCGUGGUUUCUACAGUGUGCGUGUACGUGAACAAGCACGGGAACUGUGGUCCUCACUUGGACAGGAAGCAAAUGCAGCGUCUGUCUGACCACUUUGGCCCUGGACCGGUGAACACUGUGCUGCAGCAAGUGGUUCAGUCCUGUAUAGACUGUGCCUACCAGCCUAAGGUGCUGCUCAGCGCUCUGCAGAGCGACUCAGGAGGAGGAGAAGCCGUCAAAGUGAGAACAGACGGUGGCGUCCGUGUGCUCAGACUACCCGCAGCCUCCAGUCCUUCCUUUGUGCUGCGUUUCCUAGAAACCAUGUGUCGUCACCUGCAGUGUGACAACCUGUUCAGCAGCCAGCCGUUCAGCCACUACGCUGCUUACGACAGAAACAAGUCGGUGAAAGAAGAAGCGCUGGAUUCUCCCACUCUGGCUCGGGGCAGUAAACGCUGCCUUUCAGGAGUCUCCCCCCCGUAUGCAGCGCCCCUCUCUCCCAAACACGUACGAGCUGAGGCUCACCCUUCAGAAGCAGAGACUCUUCCACAUGAAGAGAACGGCCUGAUGAAGGAGCAGCGCUACAUGGAUUCUGCUUCCAACUCCAUGACCCCUCGACCCCAGACGAUGCGGAGUACCUCGGAGUAUCACUCCCAGGCCAGAAGCCUCUAUCACCGUGGCGGUAGCACACCGAUGCGCCGCCAUUCUUCCAACCCAGCAGAGCUCAGCUCCCCUCAGCCUCUGAGACGAGUGGAAGCAGCCAGCUCCACCACAGGUCCCGACUCUGUGGUUUCAGAGCGAGAGAGUCUUCCCGGUAAAAACCCCGCCUCCUGGUCCAUCGAAGAGGUGAUGCAGUUUGUCCGGGACGCAGACCCCACCGCGUUGGCGCCUCACGCUGAACUCUUCAGAAAACAUGAAAUCGAUGGAAAAGCGUUGAUGCUUCUACGGAGCGACAUGAUAAUGAAGUACAUGGGUCUGAAACUGGGACCUGCGCUCAAGUUAUGUCAUCACAUAGAGCGGCUGAAGCAAGGCAAGCUGUGACGAGCGUCAGGACCAGACCUGCCAGCAGGACGUCUGGAUCCUGACUCAGGUCAUGCAGGGGUCACGCGUUACACCGGACUUCUCCUGGAGGGACGCAUUAGAUGUUACACCUUCAUCCCGACUUCCAGAGUGGACAAAGUGUGCCAUGCAUUGCUGACAUGACCUCAUCCCCUCAUUCGUGCACACAUGGCUGUUUGAGUGGAACGAACGCGACGGACUCAAAGAAACCCCGAAGCAGAGAAACCCCUGCAGUGUUUACAUCGCAUAACGCGUGCACAGACAUUUUUUUAAUGGAAAUGAAAUGUUUAGAUCCUGGUUUGGAUCCCCAAAGAUGGAGAAUGUUUCUUCUUUAUAAAAUGUUUUUAUUAUUGUUAAAUUUAUACUCACUAAGAAAAGGGUAAGCAUACUGAGAAGUUUUAAAACACAUCAAACGUUCUUCCUGGUUCUUUAAGAGAACUUGAUGCUCGUGUCUGUCCAGCUGGUUUUGCUCCGUGUUUGCCUAAAAGUCUCCGUCUGCCUGAAGGACGCCGACGUCUCCACACAGCUCGAGACGUUUUCUCUGCUCGUCCUGGUCCUGGUCGUGAGUUAUACGGUCUUGCUGGACGGAGGCGUUCCCGUCGCUGUCCUGCACAGUCACUACUUGCUGUGAGUCUUUAUAAGUUAUUGUGUCUUCGCUGGUCUGAAGCAGCCUCCUGCUGGGUUCUCGUGCCCGUCUAGCGUGUUCUGCAAACUCAACCCUUCGGCUUCGAUCCGUUUCAGAGAGAGAAUGUUUAGGUAUGACAUUUCCAAGGGCUCCUCGUGGUUUUUUGUUUAUUUUUAUGAAUCAUGUGCUGGUCUGCCCAAGACCUCAGUGUUGUUACCGUCGACCAUUACAAUCACUUUUAGUACUGUGUACAGUUUUAUGGGUUUAACCAUGAAUAUCAGCAGCAGAAUGUACAUUUUGUGGAAACGUAAUAUUUUAAGGAAUUUGUAUACGUAAGACAGAAAUGUGAAGCUAGAAGGUGAUGGGUCGAGUAUUUAACGCUGGUUUUCAGAGACCUAAAACAGUGCUUUUAGUUCACUUCUAAACCCUGCCUUGCUCGAAGGCAUUUCUCAGGUUUCUGUGCUUUUAGUAGUUUUUGUAACGUAUGUUUGUAGUUACCCAUCCUCACCUUCUACACUUUAAACUUGUGCCAUGUACUCCACACAGGAUCAAAGUGCUGACUGUUUCUUUUCUGCAUCUUUAAAGUACUUUUGCAAACUGUUGCUCGUCCGUCAUGUCACACCAGAUAAAGGUUGUGUUUAUACA